AUUAUGCUCGUCGCUUAUUGGCUGAUGAAGUGCGGUAGAGCCAGAAACAAAAUGUGUGAAAAUGCGGUCCUUUUUACCUGCAGUGGCAGAACAGCUUUUCAGAGAUAUCCAGAAAGUCUAUCGAGAGACGACUCAAAUUCCAGAUGAUCUUCUGAUUGCGCUGAAAUUUGUCUUCGGCUCAUGUGCCUUGCAGGCUUUGGACCUGGUUGACCAUCGCUCUGUCACCUGCCUGUCUUCUCCCAGCGGCCGCAAAGCCUUUCAGGUAGUUGGAGGCUCGGGUCGUUUGUACACUUGCUUCUUGUCCUGCCACUACUGCCCCUGCCCGGCUUUCACCUAUACUGUUCUACGCAGAAACCAAGGGCUGCUGUGCAAACACAUCCUGGCCAUCUACCUGUGCCAGGCUAUGGCUGUGACUCAGCAGGAGACUGUCUCUGAUCAGCAGAUGUCUGCACUGCUCAGCGGCACCGGGGCCCAGUAACAGGGAGCGGACCAGAAAACGGAGCCGGUUCCCUGUCUACAUCCCUGAAACACUGGCCUGGUUUCUGUUAUCUGAAACACCACGGAUGUUACUGUUUUUUCUUCUAGUAAUGUUCUUCAUCUCAAAUACUGGCAGCUUUAUUUUUAGUUGCUUUCUGUCUGAAGCUCCAUCGGUUAGGGAGUAAGAACAUCUGGACACUGAGGUCAUUUCCUUACUUCUAUUGCACGGCUAUCAUUUCCUUCUCAUGCACAGCUACUAAAUAUAAAUUAUUAUUUAAAAUGUGGGAAUAAAAUCCAAUCUUACCAAUAUAAACAUUGCCUUUAUUAACAAAAUAAUUCACCAUACAUACAGAUUGCAUCAUGUUAAAUAGCAACAUCGGCUGUAGUUUUGUUGAACGAACAAAGUGCCUCUGGAGAGAAAGUUGGACAUCAGCUUGACCACAGUGGAGGCAUUUUCCUGAUUAGUAACAACAAAAUAGCACACUUAAAAAACAGGAACUUGGGAAUGAAGUGAAGGAAUGUUGAACUUGCCAUUGGCAGUAUUACUUUUAAAAUAAAAUAGAAAGGCAACAGUUUGACAUCGAGCAGGAAGCCGGACACCUACAGUACUUAUUGUCACACAAAAGUCAACAAAGACAAAAUUAGAUAAGGUUACAGUUUAGACGUCUCCUUUGGAAUGGCCCCAAACGUUUUGGCACUCCUGUGUUUUAGCCCUUGAAGUCAGACAGAGGAGGAAAACCAACAAAUGCAGAAAGAUAGAACGGCAGCACAGACCCAGCGCUCCACGUCAGAACACAGAUGAAGCGCAUAAAACGGUAAAAUAGAAUGUCAGCAUUGUUCAUAUGAGUAGUGAAGACUCCCAGGUGAUCUGAACAGUCUGUUAGUUCAUAAAACAGCCUCUCCUGCAGCUGUAAAGCUUUUCUUCAUAUCAUAGUGCCUAUAUGUUUAACGAUAUUUACUAUCUGCUUCACUGGUUUGUGUUGGCACACCUCAGAUCCGUUUCACAAACAGGUUUAACAAAGUUGACUCAAAUCCUCAACUCUGAAUUGAGGAAUUCGAGUUUCCAACCUUUGGUGAGUUUUCGAUUUCACAAAGGCUGCUAUGAAUUAGUUUGAUCAACUCUGAGUAGGUUCGCUCAAUUAAAACACUCUCCGCUCUGUUGUGCCAUUUGUAGAUCACUAAAAUAAGAUUCUUAU
Cyprinodon tularosa is the source of this 1673-nucleotide messenger RNA. It is a transcript of the gene zswim7, whose product is annotated as zinc finger, SWIM-type containing 7. The record is from RefSeq and is a predicted model, not a curated record. The transcript has 5 exons. Gene Ontology annotation, biological process: double-strand break repair via homologous recombination. NCBI's taxonomy places the organism in Eukaryota, Metazoa, Chordata, Actinopteri, Cyprinodontiformes, Cyprinodontidae. Gene Ontology annotation, cellular component: Shu complex. Gene Ontology annotation, molecular function: zinc ion binding. The coding region runs from base 62 to 478 and encodes 138 amino acids.